CUCCAUGCUUUCCAAGGUGUCAGCAUCUGGAAUUAGAACUGGUUCUGAACUUUUGAUUGGAUUUGGGGUUUAAGGGUAUAAGGGGUCUUGGGGGAUGGAGGCCAGGAAGCUUUUGAAGGACAAGAAGUUCUGGGUUGCAUCACUCCUAAUUGGGUGGGCUGCUGCUCUUCAGGGGCAUAUGAUGUGGCUGCAGAGACAAGAUGCCUUCAAGGAGAAGUUUGGGGAUCUUAGUGAAGCCAAAACCAAUGAUGCUGAUAAUUAGCUUCUUAGCUUUGAGCCAUUACCAUCACGAUUGUAUGUAAGCAAGCCCAAGUUCAGUUCUUUUUAAUCUGUGUGAUUGGUUUGUGUGGUUCAUUGUGUAAUUGGGAGGUACUAGUCUGAUUUUAGUUGUGAACUUUUAGAUUGUGAGAUAUCCGCUGUGAUGUUACAAAUAAAUAGCUGUGGGUCUAUAAACUAUUGAGGAAAACAGAGCUGCAUCACGACAAUACGAUUGCGCCUGCUGCAACUCUUGCAAAAUUGAUAAUGGAUUCUGUUGAUAGUGGUAGUAUUUGGAUACCGUAGUGGCUACCAUUUCUGCUACUCAGUUGUUGGUGCCAGUAGACAGUUGAAGCAAUACACAUAACUUUCUAAUUCUACUUCUGCCUGAUCGUGCAAAUGUAGAGUUCUUAGCACUGGCAUAGCAAAAAUCGUAUGGGAAAAUGCUGG
Molecule: messenger RNA, 705 nt
Organism: Argentina anserina (silverweed cinquefoil)
Lineage: Eukaryota; Viridiplantae; Streptophyta; Magnoliopsida; Rosales; Rosaceae
Exons: 2
Coding region: 95-262 (55 amino acids)
Source: RefSeq, a predicted model, not a curated record